AUCCGUGCGAAUUUAGUGCGACAAGAGGAUUAAUAUUGUUUUUUCCUUAUUAAUAUUGCUUGUAAUAAACGAGUUAUAAUCGAAUAGAAAUAUUAAUUGUGUUUUAAAUUAGUAAAUCUUCUGAGAUUGUUUGUAAUUAAACAAAUUAUUAAUUAUUCCAUGUAAUCGCAAGGGAAAGAAAGAAUUGGAUUUAGUGACAAAGAAAAAAAAGCGGAAGGUAGAAACAAAGGUGGAAUAAAAGUGCAAAGGAAUACACAGUGUUAUAUUAUUGUGCUCAUGUAUAUAAUCAAUUAUUGACACAAGUAAAAUAGAAUCAUAAGAUUCCAUGUGAUUCGGUGAAUUCUUAGUGCAAUUGCAUAAAAUAAGCUGCAAAACGUUGACGUCAAUAUUGAAAAGAAAUAAAACACAGCAUAAUAGAAGUUUUAGACUGAUUUGUUGGAAAUAAAUAUUGGCUAAAUGGAGGGAACGGAUGGAUCACCCCCACCUUCCUUGUGUAUUGUACGCGCUACUGAGUUUUUCCCAAGAUUAAACAUGGAAAAAGAAGAUGCAGAAUUGGAAGUACCCUAUCAGGAACUUGCAGGGGAAUUCGUCUUAUAUCUAGGACGUACUGAUGAUGGCAUUUUAUCGCUCUCAACAUACCGUAUAUUUAUACUUAAAAACUCUACAAACUCGGAGACAUCCGUGCCACUAGGGUUAAUCGAAGGCUUACAGAUACGUGACCUGUUUCAUCUAAUCAUCAAUUGCAAGGACGCUAGCACCGUUAAAUGUUCCUUUGAAACAGCUGAACAGUGCGCCGAAUGGCUGCGACGCAUUCAGUUAUGCGUCGGCGUGCCAGAAACUUUAGAAUCGCUAUUCGCAUUUCCCUUCCACUCGUACAUGAGUGAUGCAAUAAAUAUGCAAAGCGAAGCUUAUAAUUCACCCGAGUACCUGGAACGCUUACAGCGCGCUAAACGUGCAGACGAUGAUUUUAUGAGCGAAGUCGUACGACUUGGCUUCGAUUUGAACGGAACGUGGCGUAUUUCCAAAACGAAUGAAGAAUUCAAAUUAUGUCCGUCAUACCCGCAGCGAUUACUGGUGCCGGCCUGCAUUUCGGAUGACAUGCUUUACGAAGUGGCGAAAUUCCGUGGAUCGCGCCGAUUGCCAGCCGUUGUGUGGCGUCACAAAAAAUCCGGUGCAGUGAUUGCACGUUGCAGUCAACCCGAAGUGGGUUGGUUCGGUUGGCGUAAUAACACAGACGAACAAUUACUCAAAGCUUUGAGUGAGGCGUGUGCAUUCGAUCGAGGUGAACAAAUGCGUCGCCAAAGUCAGUCUAUCAACACGACGGGACGAAGAAUGACACCAAGUGAGAGUACGCCCUCAAGCACUGACGGCAGUCAUGAGGAAGUCACGAUGGAUGAAGUGCAGAAAGUCCUGAUUGUUGAUGCGCGCAGCUAUGCUUCCGCGGUAACGAAUCGUGCACGUGGUGGUGGUUGCGAAUGCAUUGAAUAUUAUCCGUCGGCUGAAAUCGAGUUCAUGAAUCUGGGUAACAUACAUGUUAUACGUAGGAGCUUUCAAGCGUUAAGACAACUCUGUGCUUCGCCAGCAGAUAGUCAAAAUUGGCUAGGCUCGCUCGAGAAAACAUUUUGGUUGCAGCAUCUCUCUGGGCUAUUGGCCGCUACCAUAACUGUUUGUCAUGCUAUUGAGAAGAAGGGGCGGCCAGUGCUGGUGCACUGUUCGGAUGGUUGGGAUCGCACGCCACAAAUUGUGGCCACAGCACAAUUGUGCUUGGAUCCGUAUUACCGCACUGUAGAGGGUUUCCGCGUAUUAGUCGAACGUGAAUGGUUAAGUUUUGGCCAUAAAUUCUCAGAUCGUUGUGGCCAUGGUCCUGGUUCGGAUGAGCUGAAUGAACGUUGUCCAGUUUUCCUGCAGUGGUUAGAUUUGGUACAUCAAAUACACAAACAAUUUCCUUGCAGUUUUGAAUUCAACAUGGCUUACUUGAUCAAAUUAGCACAACAUUCACAUUCAUGUCUUUUCGGCACCUUCCUAUGUAACACGUACAAGGAGCGUUGCGAAAAGUCGGUGUUUGAGCGUACUUACUCAGUAUGGCCUUUCCUAUCCGGACCGAUGUAUAAAAGUCCACUUUAUCUACCAAAUAAAGAUACGGUUAUUUGGCCAGCGCACAAUGUACGAGAUCUGCAUUUAUGGACUGAAGUUUAUUUAGGAAGUUUGGGAAAUCAAAAUAGCGUUGAAUUCGUAAAUAAUAGCAACGAAAAUUUGCAGGGAACGACAACUCCUAUGACUAAGACGCGUUCGUACGGCGAUUUAGUGUCAGCUAACAUAAUGCAGAGUGGCAUCUCACGACGUUCCAGCGAUCCAAACAUGACUGUGGAACCGAAUUUAACAAUGGCUACAAAUUCUGAAAACAACUCCAACGCCGAUACACAAUCCGAACGUGAAGAUUUGCCCGAUAAUGUUGUUGAAAUGAUGCAGGGAAUUGAGAAUCUCACCAUCCAGCCAAAUAAUCGCGAUGAAGAUAGCUUUGUGGAUGCCGCAAACACUACAGAGGACCCACAAACUAGUUAUACGCAGCCCAGAGAAUUGAAUGAACCUAUUGCGAAUACUGUAGUGACUAUAGACUACAAGAGCAGUCAACUUUCAGCUUUAAAUAAAAAUGAGCUCCCAAGACACAAUGAAAAAAAUGAUAAUUCAAAUGACAUUAAGCCUAAGGCUAACGGUAUCGAGCACCAAAAUGGCAAUACAAAUGCUGCCCACAGUAGCAAGGAUAUAAGUGAUUCGGGAGGCGGCGAAAAAAAAUUUAAAUCAAAUACAAACGAGGAUCUUUUGAUAAGCGUAGAACUGAGUGAUGCAAGCCACAAUAUGGAUGAAGCAUUGGGCAGACAUUGGCAUGGCGCUGUCAGCACCAGCACAGAUACUUUAGUACCAAUCGAAAGAAGACCAAGUACUAAUGGGGAUGAACUACCAUCCACGCCUCCAAAAGUGGGAGUCGAUGUUACAGAUGGAUUUCAUACACCUGAAAAACUGUCUACAUCGGCGGACAAAGAAGAGCUUGGCUUAAGUUCUCCGUAUGUUCUUUUAAAACAAGAGCGACAAAAUUCUUCAACUGGUAAUGGCAACAAUGAAAACAGACGUCCCGCCAACGGCGUUAGUAACAGUAUUAUGCCAAAUGUUCAUUGCACAAACGGUAGCUCGAAUCGUGCAAAUAUCUUGUCAAAUUCAUCUAGUAAUGCCUCCGUUUCGUCAACAUCGUCUUCACUCAAUAAUUUUAAUACAAACAUGAAUAAUACGAACAGUAAUAGCAAUAACAGCAUCGCAACAACAAUGACAACAGCCACAGAUCAAAGCGCAAAUGAUAUUGCUGAAAUAGAUGUAGAACCGUGUAUUGCUAAUACAGGCGCGCAAGCAAAUUCAACUGAUGUCAUGAAUGAAAGCAUCAUGAUUUUGCCAGAACAUCGAAAAUUGCAAAUAUCUGUGAGUGGCAAGUGUGAGGCUAUCUCGAAUAAUGGCUCGUCCUUACCAACGUCCCCAACAGGCUCUGAUGAAAAGCCAAGUACUAGUCGUGCAAGUGGCCAAAACAGUAGAAGUGAAAAUUUUUGGAAUGGUAGAGGCGCUGAAGGCGGUAGACAAAAUAGUGGUGGGGCCGGUGGUAGUGGUGCCACUGGUAGUGCAGGUAGUGGCGGCAGUGGUGGUUCCAGUACUGGUGGUGCCGGUGGUAGUGCUGGUGAUGGUGCCGGUCGUGGUGAUGAUAAUGGUAGCAAUGGUGGUGCCAGUGGUAGUGGUGAUAAUGCUAGCAGAGCCAAUGGUAAUGGCGCUAGUGGUGAGGAAAACGGACAACAACGCCGUCGACGCCCUUCAAAUUCAAAUCGACAAUAUGAUGGAUUUCACAUGCGGCAACCAGACGGAAGCGUACGUUAUUUCUUUACGGGUAGCCGUAGGCCUGGUAUACGCUCCUUACCGUUGUCACCGCCUCCCCGUCAGGAACGACCUCAUCUGUUAUAUUCCUGCCCUGACGGUUUGGCGCAUGCGUUGAGCGAACAAAAUAUGCGUCUACAUCAAAUUGUGCAAGAACAUAUGUUACGAGAGGAUAUUCUAUUGCAAGAAAUACAUGAUAUGGAAAUUGAGCUACGAAGGAAAAGAUGUCCAAAUUGCAAUGCCGCUCAAAAUAGUGAUAAGAACGAAGAACAGGUAGACGAACUCUUAGUUAGCCGAAGUAGAAUACGUGAUUGUACUAAGUGCCAAGGCUGGAAUGCGAGAUCGUGUACAAAAUGUAAAUUACUAUUGCAACAGCAGCAAUAUCGACAACAACAACAACAGCCACUGCAAAAGCAACCACGACCUCGUUGUCACACUGCGGUUGAUUAUCGUGAUCGAUUUCCUCAUCGUUUUCAUAAUUGCCAUUGCCUUUGCCAAAAUAGUCACCACCAACGUAAGCGUUAUCAUAGUUUCAGUUGUAGCCUUUGCUAUAAAAAAGAUGAUAAAAUACAGAUUAACGACGAUAACGAUAUCACCAUGACGUUGCUCAGACGUCAUUGUAAUUCUGAUUAUGCUGAUAGCAAUAUUGCUUUAUUAACGUGUUCAGCGGCCGAUAAUUUAGAGAAUGCUUCAAUAUGCUCAUGGGAGGCUGUGGAAGAUCGCAGCGCUCCAUCAUCUAGCGCUAGUUCCUCCAUACAACAAUCGAACACCACAAGUGCCCUCUGGGUACCAGACCACGCUGUGAAACGCUGCACCAGCUGUCAAGUCGAAUUCUGGAUAGGCCGCAGAAAGCAUCAUUGCCGCUCGUGUGGGCAAAUAUUUUGUGCCGACUGUUCUGAGUUUUGGGCACCGCUACCGGAUGCAAAGCUUUUUAAACCCGUAAGAUUGUGUGGACCCUGCUAUCUUGCCGUAACAACGAGAAUAGAGCAACAAAGCAACGCAAUCAUAGCAACAAAUAUGCCAAAUUAUACAGCCACAACCACCAGCACAACGGCUAUUGCUGCUUGGACGACUGGAGGAGCCUCAACUAUUUCGCCCAAAUUGGCGAUGUCUGCAAUCACCAAUGCAACGGCAGUCACAACUACACCUGCGUCCAGCACCAUAACGGCUACAGUGUUACAACAACAACAGCAGCAGCAACGGCAGCAUCAGCAACCCAAAACACGGCAUAAUGUAGCCGCAGCAACUACAAUAACAAAUGGAGCAUUGACUAACUUGCAUCAGCCAAUUGCAGUACACGGCAUCGCUGUUGCCACUGCAAAUACACCUGCCUCAAGUACACGGAUGAUGGCACCAAUACCCAUAACAUCCGCUGCAGCAGACGCGCUACAACAGCAGCAGCAACAAAGACAGAAUGCAGCAGCGGCAGCAGCGACUGCAAGCGCUACCGUGGCCGUUGCAGCGGCCGAGAGCAGCAGCAUGUCGCACAUAUUGAUGACAGCGAACAAAAAUAUUGCAGCCAGCGUUGCAAAUUAAUAAACAGGAGCUAAAGCCUAUAUAGUGCAUCAUUUAAUUUUAUUUCGCAUCAGAAAUUGAAUUUUAAUGAUCAUUAUUUACAUAAGAGACACAUCUAACUACAUAAAAUGCUGUUAAAUCUGAUAUUAUGUAAGUUUAGCAGCGAAUGUUGUGCUACUACAUCACACUACGGACAGUGACGAACGCGAGAGAGACUGUGCUGCCAGACUGUCGGCAACUUUGUUGCUAUCGUGCCUAGACAUGUGUGGAUUAUAUUGCUUAACGCCGCGUGCUUGUAUUAUUUUUUGAAUUUGUAUUCGUUGACUUUUUUUAACUUUAACUAUACAGUGUUCAGGUAUGUACAUGUUUGACCAUCGUAUAUGUAUUUUAUAGUAAUUCUCAAAAUACAAUUUUACAUAA
Molecule: messenger RNA, 5844 nt
Organism: Bactrocera latifrons
Lineage: Eukaryota; Metazoa; Arthropoda; Insecta; Diptera; Tephritidae
Product: myotubularin-related protein 3
Exons: 19
Coding region: 457-5445 (1662 amino acids)
Biological process (GO): dephosphorylation; regulation of autophagy
Molecular function (GO): metal ion binding; phosphatidylinositol-3,5-bisphosphate 3-phosphatase activity; protein phosphatase binding
Source: RefSeq, a predicted model, not a curated record